Messenger RNA from Rotaria sp. Silwood2, 567 nucleotides. The record is from the annotation of a GenBank genome assembly. Lineage: Eukaryota; Metazoa; Rotifera; Eurotatoria; Philodinida; Philodinidae.
AUGCAAGUUGUUAUAAGUCGUCAUCCAUCAUUGCAAGAUUUUAAGUAUGUUAAUGAUAUAAGUAGUAUAUUAAUUGAACCACAAGAUAAAGAAGAACCUAUUUAUCAAGAAUUAAUUCAAAUCGAUCAUUUAAUAUCAACACCACCAAUAGAUCAUAUGAAUGAUGUUGAUGAAAAUAAAGAAAACCGUCCUCCAUUAAUGCCGAUUAAAUGUCAAGUAUCACGUAUACCUGUUUCGACACCAUCAAAUAAUAAAAAUAUUAAUACACCAAAGAUAUCAAGUAAAAGCAAGAAAAAUGAAGAAAUAAAGAGAAAAACAACAACUAAACAUAGUCUUACCGAUUUACUUGAUGAAUGGUCUCAUAUGGCACCUAAACUCAAAGAAUUAUUAUUAAGUACACGUAAAAUACCACUUCGUAUGCCUGAAUUGACAACGAAUAGUAUUGAAUUUCGUCGUCUUAAGCAAUUAUUAAACGAUAUGGAAAUGACAACAUCAUCAUGGACAAAUGCCAUUAAUCAAUGUCGUUAUGUUCUUCAACAUGCUCAACAACAAUUUCAUCGUUCAUAG